Tachysurus vachellii is the source of this 2737-nucleotide messenger RNA. RefSeq names its product neurochondrin (gene ncdn). The coding region runs from base 135 to 2588 and encodes 817 amino acids. The record is from RefSeq and is a predicted model, not a curated record. Gene Ontology annotation, biological process: neuron projection development; regulation of neuronal synaptic plasticity. Gene Ontology annotation, cellular component: dendrite. Lineage: Eukaryota; Metazoa; Chordata; Actinopteri; Siluriformes; Bagridae. The transcript is spliced from 7 exons.
UAGUUCGGAUAAGCGGUAGAAGAUGAAUGAAUGAAUGAAUGUUUUGACGUUUCCAUUUAUGACUUUUAAUUUGUAUUUUUUUCUUCUCUACCGGAAGUCAACAAACCAUCCACCAUGAGUUACACCAUAGAUCUAUGGAGUUACACGAGCGAUGCAUGUUGAGGAUGAGUAUGAGCAUGGCUGAAACUGAGAGUCUGAGCAGCUCGGAGCAGAACUCCAUCCAGAAUGAUCCGAACUACGAGGAGGCAUCAGGAGCCGAUGGUUCCGGUUCUGCAGCCGAAUCCAACGGCCUGUCCUCUGCACAGCAAGAUGUCCUUGAACGCUGUCUGCAUGCACUCACUCACGCCAAAAAUGACAGCCACAUUUUGGCAGCCCUUCUUCUGAUUACACGGUUGUGUCCAGCCAAUCAGCUGGAUCAUGUAACCCUGCAUCGAGUUUUUGAAGCAGUGGGAUUUAACCUGCCUGCGCGCCUGCUGGUGACCGCGAUCAGAGGGAGCGAGAGCUCUGGGCUUCCUCCUGAGGAGCUGCUGUCUCUUGGGACCGCUUUGCUGGCUGCUCUAAGCACAGACCCUGACAUGGCUGCUCAUCCGCAGCUACUCAGUACCGUCCCUCUUCUCCUGGGCUUGCUAGAAGGUGGAGCACCAGUCAGCCAGAAGCAAGCCCAGCAUGACGCCACAGUAUCUCAAGCCACUGAGAAGACACAUGAAGGUGCUGUGUUUCAUCAGUCAAACAAAAGUACUUUAGUAAAAGAAGCAGCAACAAGUACUUCCAGGUUAGCAGGUGAAGAGGAGGCAGUACAGCCUCUCACAUCCACCCUGGAUGAGGCAAUAGCAGCCGAUUGCUAUCAGGUUCUGACCUCUCUGUGCUCCUUGCCACAAGGACCGGAUCUGCUGCUGUCCCGUGGUGCUGUUCCUGCUCUGUGCAAAGCCGUGGCUCAAAAACAGACACUCAGCUGUGAGAAGGGGCUUCCUCUCCUGGCUCAUCUCUUAUCCACCAGCAUCAGGCAGCGAGCAUGGAGCAAGCACCCAUCAGAACUGAUCUCUCUGCUUGAUAGGAUCUCCCAGAACUUCAGCCAGUCUUCAGAUCCGAAUCAGCUGGACAUGUGUACAGAGAUACCACGGUUUCUCCCCCCACCAGGACACGAGCCACAAACUCCAGAGCUCAGGGAUGUGGUUAGUCGACUUUGGGCAACGUUGCGUCCGUUUAUUCAAGGUAAACUCGGUUCCGAGCAGCUGGGUCAUGUUCUCCUUCUGUCUGCUUGCCUUCUGGAUUUGUGUGGCUGGGAACCAGCAGGUUCGCCAAAGUUCUGCUGCUUGCUAGUGAACCGGGCCUGUGUGGAGGUGAGGAUGGCACUUGAGGAGCCUCCCGGUAAGAAGCUGUCCUCUCAGGAGCAGCACAUGCUCACUGCCUGCUACCGUAUCUUGGAGUCAGCCAUGGAGCAAGCGUGCAGCAUGGGGAAUAGCACGAGUUCUGCUCAGCCGGAGACUGCCAUUACUGGUCUGAGUCUGCAGCAGACCAGACAGGUGCUGGGGGUCUUGGAGGAAGCUUUUUCGGCCAUCAUUUACUACCUGCAACAGGUGGAUCCGAGUCGUUACGACGAGCCGUUCCUUUACGCGACGUUCCGCUCUCUUUGUGCCUGGUUGGCUGAGGAGACGUCAUGUUUAAAGGAGGACGUCAUGGCUCUCUUACCCCUCCUCAUUGGCUACACCAAACAUCACCUGCAAGACAAGAAAGCCGAGGGCUUGGCUGAUUGGAUGUCAGAGAUGUCCAUCGCUGACGGCUCACAAGCUGGAACGUGGACAGGAGAGCAAGUGCUGAGAUAUCUCCUCCCAGCACUCUGCCACCUGUCAGCUGAGGAAGGCCCACGAAAGCUGCUGCUCUCUCUGGAAACCCCCGCUUUACUGGUGGACUUCCUCACCCGUGGCUGGGGAGUGCUGAAGACUCAGAGCGGGAAAACAGUAAGCCGAGAUCCCAGUUUGGAAACAGCCUGUUCCACCCUGCUCAACUUUGUAGUCACAGAGCCCGAGCGAGUCAGGACUGAUGCUUGCUUUGCCUCCCUCGAUGCAUUGCUGAGUGAAGUGCUCCCGAUCCUCGUCCACAAGUCACGCCUGUUGCUUCUGACGGCCAACUUCUGCACUCUGGGUCUCAUGAUUAACAGAUUAAAACCAGCUUCAACUGGAACUUUAAGUCAGCAGCACUUCUUCUCCUCUGCCCUGCGUUUCCUCCGAGGGGCGCUACAGGGGGUAGAGGGUAAGGGCCAGGCACAAGUCUCCCCAGUGUGGGCACCUUGGUGGGAGGAAGUGUGUGAGCUCUGGAGGCUCAGCCUGCAGGCGCUGGGUGGCUGUGUGAAUGCUCAACCCUGGAUAGCCACCAUCAUCAGGGAGGAAGGCUGGCUGCAGAACAUCCUCAGCCUGCUCAAGUCCAGCUGUGGUCUCCCAGACCAACAAUCACAGGAGGCGCUGGAGGAGGCUCUGUGUGCCCUCGCCCACAAAUGCCCACUUUGUCGCAAGGAUAUUGGUGUAUACAUGAAAGGGGAAGCAGGGGACUCGCUCCAUUGCAUGCCACAACUGAGGAAGCUUCUAACUUAGCUAUGAUGCUAAAAUCAUGAGCUUUGGAGUAUUAACUCAAAUAUAUCAUGUAGUUUUUCUUGUUGUGUGAUGAUUGAUGAUUGGCAAAAAAAAUAUUUCUAUUGUUUUAUGAUGCAAAUUAAAAAUUAAAGUAUUUUGCAUAUGCGUAA